AUGUCGACACCACAAUUCGCGACUUUCCGUCGCUUCGUCCUCACGNGGAGUAUCGCCGCCGUCACGGCAACAGGAGCCUGGUAUGGCGCCGGUCUGAAGAUGAAGCAAGACAUCAAACAGGCAGCCGAAGCAACACCCCUCCAACAAAUCACCGAACUGGAAACCUACCGCGCCAACCUCAUGCAAAAGAAAAUCAUGCUGGACAAGAAGAUUGAAGAGUUGGAG
This is a messenger RNA of Aureobasidium vineae, 225 nucleotides long. The record is from the annotation of a GenBank genome assembly. Lineage: Eukaryota; Fungi; Ascomycota; Dothideomycetes; Dothideales; Saccotheciaceae.